This is a messenger RNA of Aedes aegypti (yellow fever mosquito), 1389 nucleotides long. RefSeq names its product methionine-R-sulfoxide reductase B1 (gene SelR). Gene Ontology annotation, molecular function: peptide-methionine (R)-S-oxide reductase activity. The record is from RefSeq and is a predicted model, not a curated record. NCBI's taxonomy places the organism in Eukaryota, Metazoa, Arthropoda, Insecta, Diptera, Culicidae. Gene Ontology annotation, cellular component: cytoplasm. The transcript is spliced from 4 exons. Bases 335 to 847 code for a protein of 170 amino acids. Gene Ontology annotation, biological process: response to oxidative stress; protein repair.
GUGCGUGUUUUGUCAACAAAGGUCGGAGUCAAAACAAUCCGAAAGUUUGCCGUGCCGCUUAGAAAGUGAUUUGGAAAUUAGAGAAAAUAAUCAUUAUUUAAAAGUGUUUAAUAGUUGUUAUUAUGUAAACUAUUGAUUAAGCACCUAAUAUAACAGUGAAUAAAGUGAAUUCUCAGUUUUAUCCUACCACCGCCAGACUUCGGUGUCCUGCUCGAGAGGUGCGUGUGGACGAUUGAUAGUGUUAUCAAGAAAUUGUACCCGGAUUCCCUCGGCGACAUCGCAGGAAGUGCGAUCAUUAUCCAGGCAGGUGGUAUCUAUUCCGAUUCCGAGUGUGAUGGGAACCAACGCGAGCCGCUCCUCCAAUCUGCAUUCUUCUGCACCCGGCAGACAAGAUAGUAAGAAGCCUUCUGGUGCCGAACCCCCCAGCGGCACCAUGAGCGUGGAGAACAAGGCCGAACUGGUGGCUAAGCUGACUCCACUGCAGUACCACGUGACCCAGGAGGCCGGCACCGAGCGCCCCUUCACCGGCAAGUACAACAAAUUCUACGAAAAGGGAACUUACAUCUGUGUGGUGUGCAGCCAGGAGCUGUUCAGCUCGGACACGAAAUACGACUCCGGAUGCGGUUGGCCGGCGUUCAACGAUGUGCUCGACAAGGGCAAGGUGACGCUUCACGCCGACGCGAGCCUAGCCGGCCGCAUGCGGACCGAGGUCAGGUGCUCUAAAUGUGGCGCCCACAUGGGCCACGUGUUCGAAGAUGGACCGGCGCCGACUCGCAAACGGUAUUGUAUAAAUUCGGCAUCGAUAGAGUUCAUGCCUGCUGGAUCGGAACGCAAAGAUCAGCCAUAAUCUAGCUAGACGAGGCGUCGUAGGGCACAGAACUGAGGUAAGAACCGGUGGACAUAUUUAGGAGGUAUUCGCGUUUCGAUGAUAGAUGGAAGCUAUAAGGUUCGAAAACUCGUAAAAUCACCCAGAGUUUCAAAAGGAAGGUUUAGUGAUAGCACAACCUUUCCACUUUUCACUGCAAACAGAUUGCAAGCGAUAGACACACACUGGUGUUGUCGUACUCUUACGUUAUUUGUUCUUUAGUUUCUGUUGGAUUUCUUAAGUGACUGUAACUUAUUCUUUAGUGACUCAAAUCAGAUAACUUAACGUGCUGUAAAUUUACCUCGUUCCUCAAUGUACUUUUUACCACACACACACAAACACUCUUUCUAUACGAUAUUUAAAGACUAAUCGUAGAUAUUUUUGCAGCAUUGUAAAAAUUUACUCGAUAAACUAAAAACAAAACAUACCGUCAAAAGCAGCAAGCAAUAAUUAAAUAUUCUGCUACUUAGGAAGAUUGUCUAACAAAUUUUAUGAAAACAUAAAGAUAUGAAGCCAAAUACUAA